Molecule: messenger RNA, 387 nt
Organism: Symbiodinium pilosum
Lineage: Eukaryota; Dinophyceae; Suessiales; Symbiodiniaceae
Source: the annotation of a GenBank genome assembly
AUGGGCCAACCGCAGUCUGAGGAGGCAAAUGCAAAAGUCAUGGAGGAGCUUGCGGCUGAGUUGGCGGAGAGGCUGGCCACUGGUGAAGGCAAACUCCGUGAGUACUGGCGGAGCUUUGGCUUCAACUUGAAGGAGGGCUGGCGAGAGGAUGGCUUCACAGUCAUCGCAGAGGAAGCCUAUGUCAUGGCGCUGGCGCGUCGCUUCCGCCAGGGCGCAAUCUUCCAGUUCCAACGCCUCCCUGGUGGAGCUGCCUUUCGGAGGAAUACCGUUCCCGUGUGUUUGCCGAACACAGAUGCGGCUGUCAGUGUGGCCGUUUGCGAGAGGCCGCUGGAUGCAGGUGCUUAUGCCGACCCUCACUCGUGGGGCGACCGACAUGGAAAGCCGUGA